UCGCGCGCAUAGAAUUUUUAUCAGCUAACGUCAGUUGAUUCGCUUUUGUUUGUAGUAUCGUACAAGUUUUUUGUAUUAAAAUGUACUGCAUUAUCGUGUCUAUUAUAGCAUUAGCGUAUAUAUUCUGGGAUGUUAAUUACUUUCUACGAGUCGCUUUCACUAUAGGAAUUGGAAGAUUGUUCAAGAAGAAAUGCAGUAUAAAGGAUUCCACUACAAUUUACGGAUUUUGUACAACUCAAGAUGUGGAUAUUUUCCUAAGACAUAUGAAUAAUGCGCGAUACGUACGAGAACUCGAUUUUGCCAGGUUCCACUUCUACGACGCUACUGGAAUUUACGAAAAUAUUAAAGCAGUGGACGGACACGCGUUGCAAGGUGCAUCCACUAUUAGAUAUCGACGAACGAUUCCUAUAUUCACACCAUACAAAGUUGAAACAAAGUUGGUGUACUGGGAAGACAAAACUUUGUUCAUUGAGCAAAAGUUCGUCACAUUCGAUGGCUUUGUCCGCGCCAUCGUGCUGUCACGUCAAAAUCUGAUUAAUGUUGACGCCGAUACACUACUGAAGAACAUCCCCGGAGCUGAGAGCAGACCAGAAUGUCCAGAAGAAAUUAAACACUGGCUAGAUGCCAUUGAAAUAUCAAGUGCAAGAUUAAGGAAGAAGGAUUAGAAAAUUAUUAGUGGGUUAUUUUAAUAAAAUGGUUUAAGUUU
Molecule: messenger RNA, 706 nt
Organism: Pieris napi
Lineage: Eukaryota; Metazoa; Arthropoda; Insecta; Lepidoptera; Pieridae
Product: protein THEM6
Exons: 3
Coding region: 81-665 (194 amino acids)
Source: RefSeq, a predicted model, not a curated record